GGUGGGUGGGGGCCUUGAGGAGGGGGCCGAUGUCGGGAGAGGGAGGAGCCUGCACCGGAGAGGCGGGCCAGGCAACAGGAGGGAGCGGGAACGAGCGGGAAGGGGGCCAAGCCGACUCUGGUUCGCUCCUAUGGCCUGCCUGCUUCUGGUUUUUGCGGGGCAGACGCGUGGUCUCCUGCUGUCCGCCUCUAUUCCCACUGCUAAGGGUGGCAAGAGGCACCGCCUUGGGAGGGGCUAGUUAGCCCGAUGCCCCCACCACUCCAGCCCAUGACAGCUGGCCCUGCACACCCACACACUCCCCCGUCUACACCUCUUCACUGGGAGUGGCCUAUGCUGGGAACCUGCCAUUCCCAGCUGUGUCCCUGCCUCUUACCGAGGUAGUUUUUAAAUGCUGGCCAAGCACUCUGCUGCACAGUUUUUGCCUAACAUUCCCUUCUGAGAGAGCUGGUGGAUGAAGGGACUGAGGCCACAUAUGGGGCACCUGUGAGCACCUGUUCAUCUCUCACCUAGUAAAACUGUUUUAAUUCCCUUCUCUCAUCCCCAACAAAAACAAAAACUCACCCUAUAUUGGAAGGAAAGGAAUCCAGAGGGAGGGCUUUCUUCCCACAACCACUGGCCCCUGCGUAGGCCUUGGUUUCCAUAAAUGGUGAUAAACAUCAGGGCUUGGCCUUAGUCUUCUGCAUCUGGGGUCUUUCAGCCUACUUUACUAUAGUAUCAUGGAUUUCUCCAAGCCUAGGUCAGGGACCUGUGACAUUGAGGACUGGGUUUGGAAUGGGUCCUGGGCCUUCAGGACAGGUGGUCAGUCACUUAGGCCUUAGUGUGGCUGGUAUUUGAGGUUCUUUGGAACUAAGACUCUGGCUGAAAUUUGUACUUCCCUUGAGGAAUUCUGGGACUUGUAGUUCUAAAUUAACCUUAUGGCUUUUGAAGCUGAGAAGCAGUAGGCUGCUCUGAUUCCUCUGGCCCUGCUAAGGCUUGGAGUUCAGGAUGUCAUGCCCUCCUGUAGUAGGGGGAGAGUUUGGUUGACCUCAGGACUGGCCUGGAGAGCCCUGAUUAGGUACUAGCUGGCAGCCAGGGAUAGCCUGUAACCUCCUGUCUUCUUCUGGUUGGUAGCAUUUCUGGGGACCACCAGCUGGCUGAGGCUCAGGGAGAGAGACGGCUAUUCCAGCUAAAGCGGCCUCGGACCCUGCGUGGGCUGUGGAGUGGAUUGAACUUCCUCGGGGCCUCUCUCUAUCUUCUUUGGGAUCUGUUCGGACCCUCCGUGGCUGGAGCCGGUCCUCCCGCCCUUCCUCGGUGGACAGCCAGGACUUGCCAGAGGUGAAUGUUGGAGACACAGUCGCAAUGCUGCCAAAGUCCCGGAGAGCCCUAACUAUCCAGGAGAUUGCUGCGUUGGCCAGAUCCUCCCUGCAUGGUAUUUCCCAAGUGGUGAAGGACCACGUGACCAAGCCUACUGCCAUGGCCCAGGGCCGAGUGGCUCACCUUAUUGAGUGGAAGGGAUGGAGCAAGCCAAGUGACUCGCCUGCUGCCUUGGAAUCAGCCUUUUCCUCCUAUUCAGACCUCAGUGAGGGUGAACAAGAGGCUCGCUUUGCAGCAGGAGUUGCCGAGCAGUUUGCCAUUGCAGAAGCCAAGCUCCGGGCAUGGUCUUCGGUGGAUGGCGAGGACUCUACUGAUGACUCCUAUGAUGAGGAUUUUGCUGGGGGAACUGACACAGACAUGGCUGGGCAGGUGCCCCUGGGGCCCCACCUCCAGGACCUCUUCACUAGCCGUCGUUUCUCCCGGCCUGUGCGCCAGGGCUCCGUGGAGCCUGAGAGCGACUGCUCGCAGACCGUGUCUCCAGACACCCUGUGCUCUAGUCUGUGCAGCCUGGAGGAUGGGUUGCUGGGCUCUCCAGCCCGGCUGGGCGAUGAGCUGCUUCUUGCCAAACUGCCCCCCAGCCGGGAAAGUGCCUUCCGCAGCCUGGGCCCAUUGGAGGCCCAGGACUCACUCUACAACUCACCCCUCACGGAGUCCUGCCUUUCCCCCGCUGAGGAGGAGCCAGCCCCCUGCAAGGACUGCCAGCCACUCUACCCACCACCAGUGGGCAGCUGGGAACAGCAUCGGCAAGCCUCUGAUGUGGUCUCUUCUGGGGUGGUGUCCUUAGAUGAGGAUGAGGCGGAGCCAGAGGAACAGUGACUCAAGUCAUGCCUAGUGGUGGCAUGUGUCCCCUGGCUGCUGCUAGGGGCAGACCCUCUGUGCCCAAGUGUGGGCUCAAGGCUCCCAGCAGAGCUCUGCAGCCUAGAGGGCUCCUGGGAGCACUCACUUCUCUAUUGUGUGUUUUGCAUGAAAGUGUUUGGAGAGGAGGCAGGGGCCGGCCUGGGGGCGCAUGUCCUGCCCCCACUUCUGGGGCUUGCCGGGGGGGUUGCCCGGGGCCCCGGGGCAUGGCUACAGCUGUGGCAGAUAGUAAUGUUCAUGUUCUUAAAUCAAAAACUCCACACACACAUUUCCUCCUUGGAUGAUCUGAACCCCUGAGAGGGUUGUUAUGACUGGGCCAUGUGUGGGUACCGUGGGAGGGGGCCUGGCCACCUCUCCACCCUCCCCAUGCCUCUCUCUUCUCUGCUUUUCUCCUCUCCUUCGAGUCUAUAUGCAGUGCUUGAUAGAACCACUCCCACGCCAGGGGCUGGCUCCUGCCCUCCUGGAGCCUAUAAUGGAGCCAUCCCCCAAGGGCCCCUUGCCCAUCUGGGCUCGUGCUGUGCUUCACCUCUCCAUUGUCUCUAAAUCUUCUUUUUUCCUAAAGACAGAGGGUUUUUGGUCUGUU
Nycticebus coucang (slow loris) is the source of this 2791-nucleotide messenger RNA. It is a transcript of the gene FAM131A, whose product is annotated as family with sequence similarity 131 member A. The coding region runs from base 1339 to 2169 and encodes 276 amino acids. The record is from RefSeq and is a predicted model, not a curated record. Lineage: Eukaryota; Metazoa; Chordata; Mammalia; Primates; Lorisidae. The transcript is spliced from 6 exons.